UUGGUUAAAACAGAGAAAAGUUUUACUUUUUACUAUGAGUCGGUUUUAGAACCCAGACUUCUUGCAAUAACUAUUUCUGGAUUGUUUUUUGGAACUAUGAGAUUCACUUUAAGAGAGCUCAUACCUCAUAGCAGCAGCUCCUACAUUGCCUAAAUACAAGAAAAUGCGACUAUUUUUUUCUUUUGAGAAGCCGGUUUUUAAACACUUUUCAAUUCGAACCAAAUGAGUGAAAUGUAUUCAUAGAGUAAACCUGAGUUCUACUUUCUCAAAACUGAGUGUGUUUUUCGGAACCUUAUGUAUGCCUAAAGCGAAAACGCGCUUACGUCUUAACCGGCGUAGUUUAAAGCCCAUGUAGCAUAAAAAAUAGACGUCCGCAACUGUUCGUACAAAUCACCAAUGUCCAGCUCGAAUAUUAAAGACAACAUUACAAAAGUGAUUUAAUAUGCUUUAACUAUUUAAGCAAGCAUUUUGCAACUGGGACACCUUAUGUAAAUUUUGUUAGCAGAUGGAUACUGUCGAGUUUAUCAUCCCUUGGUUGUUUGCCUGUGCUAGUUUCAGGCAUAAUUGUCCCUCCCCCAUUUUGGACGCUUCGUUGCUACUCAAUUAUUACCCAGUUAUGCACCUUUAAAUAGCUAGAGACGGUCUAACUAGAUUGCUAUUGGACGGUGAGUGCUGUUUCAUGUUACCUUCUAGAAGUUUAUUGCGUACGACGACCUAUCGAUUACCUCCACGUCCGGUGUUAAUGAGAAUAACUUAGAAAACUAGUCAUACAUUAGAAAGAGCGUCAUUUGAAUGCCCUAAUUGGGUCUUCGUAUUGUCGACUAAGUAGACCAGUAACAAACAGUUCGUCUUUUCAACUGCUUUCACCGGAUUAUACAUUGUUGAAAGAAACAGGGUAAAUGUAGGUUAUGACAGAUUAUUUCAAAGUGCUUUGGCCACUUUCGGUGCCGAGUUUGAUGCUGAAUUCAGUCGAAUUUUGUAGGUCUAUCGACGCGACACAGACGUGAAAAAAACUGCUUUCUUCCUGUGGUUUUUUGUGAGUAUUGUUCCUUGAUACAUUCUUCGUUACAGCGAUCGAAAAACAAGAUCACAAAAAAAGAGGAAGAGCCAUCCAACAGCCGUACUUAUCAUGUUCCAUCGAUCUGGAUCUAGACGGCGGAUUCAUGCCAAUUCGAGAGCUGAACAGCCGCCUAGAGCUGUUCGACGAAAUGCCCUUCGAGGCGGGGCUUCUUCGGAAAGGUUUCUAACUAUACUCAAAGUGUUUCGCCUCGAGCUCUUCUUCAUUUGCGCACUGCAUUGGGAUCAUGCAGAGUUGGGAAAAUACGUGAAGUACUUCUAUAGCAAGCUAUUCUCUGUCUCACAAUUGGCUGGUUUUAAUCUCGGUGAUGUUCAAGCCCACCUUCAGCUUGCUCAGUGGGUAGAGCAACAUGGAGUGCCCGAUGCAGACGAGGACAUCGAAGAGCUUUUCGAUGGGUUCUUUAACAAGGUCGACCUUAAAGUGCAUUCUCACAAAUACCGCCAAGGAGGUUGGCCAAAAGCCGACAUAUGGUGUCACAUGAAGUUCUUGGAUAACAUGCAAACAAUGGCGUCGAAUAUUCACGCUACCACGGUCGUCAUUAACCUAAACGUUAUGCCGGUCUCGCUCUACGUGACAGUUGACCCGAACGACCCUAACGAAAACUACCACUAUACGCUCAGCGUUAAUGAUGUCAGGUCUGAGACAUCCAAUCACGGAGCAUUGUUUAUAACUGUUAACUGCACGACAGGCACUCGGAAACAAAUUUUUGAGGACGGGGAUAUGGGACCCGCCGAAGAGUGCGCGAUUGACCCACUGGAGGUCACAAUAUCUGUAGUGUGGAAGGGCCCAUCAGAUGAUUUUAGGAAACGUUGCUAAAUAUUACCUAUAUUCAC
Molecule: messenger RNA, 1911 nt
Organism: Varroa destructor (honeybee mite)
Lineage: Eukaryota; Metazoa; Arthropoda; Arachnida; Mesostigmata; Varroidae
Source: RefSeq, a predicted model, not a curated record